This is a messenger RNA of Athalia rosae (coleseed sawfly), 1983 nucleotides long. It is a transcript of the gene Tbp, whose product is annotated as TATA-box-binding protein. Gene Ontology annotation, molecular function: DNA binding; RNA polymerase II general transcription initiation factor activity. Gene Ontology annotation, biological process: DNA-templated transcription initiation. Bases 707 to 1621 code for a protein of 304 amino acids. The transcript is spliced from 5 exons. The record is from RefSeq and is a predicted model, not a curated record. NCBI's taxonomy places the organism in Eukaryota, Metazoa, Arthropoda, Insecta, Hymenoptera, Athaliidae.
CAUCUACUUGGGACAGUUGGGGACACCGACACUAUGACCAUAACCGACACACAGAGUAUAAUUGAUAACCUUAGACCUUGGAGAAAGAAAUUAGCUUUUAUUGGCUUAUAAAUAAAAUUUAGAGAUUAUGAAUUAAGUUUCGUCGAUUUUCAUCUCAGCGAGAGCGAAGGCAGUAGUCGCCAGCCAUGAGCAUUCAUGAAUAGAGUUUGUUUCUGAAAAUGUGUGUUAAGGAACACAUUCUUUAAACCUAUCAACUUUCAAUAAUAUUACAUGUCGUUUGAUCUAGUGUAACCUGUUGGACAGGAAAAUAGAAACACCGAAUAUUGUGAUGUGAUACCGUGGUAUAAUCGAAUAAAUAAACUUAAGACGAAAUGUGGUAGCUUACAAAAGGAGAUACUAUAGGGAUUUUUGCUAUAAGAUUGUGAUAGUAUAAAUAAGCAUUUAAAGUACAUAGCGGCUAUAUUUUUCAAUGGAAAAACCAGUUAUUAUGUUUAUUGCAAUCAUCAAUUGAGCAGGGUUAUGGUAAAGUUUUGAUUGAUAUUCAAUAAGUACGGUUUGACCAGAUUUCACAUCUUAUUGUCGCUUCAGAUUUUUAGCUUUUUAGAGUGAUGCGCUAGUCUCUUUCCAAAGUUUACUUAUUGGUGUUACGGUCCUAAGAAGUGUAGAUCAACUUUAUACAUUGUAUGAUAAUAAACAAACAUUUAAAAUGGAUCAAAUGCUGCCAAGCCCGGGAUUCAGUAUCCCCAGUAUCGGAACACCAUUACAUCAACCCGAGGAAGAUCAACAAAUCUUACCAAAUGCACUGCAACAACAACAGCAACAAGUCCAACAAAGUCAUCAAAUCCAACAAAUGCAUCCAAUGGGAUCUAAUAUACAUGGAAUGCCUAUGCUCGCUACACCACAUAAAACCAUGCAUACCUAUACCCCAGCAUUUGCUACUCCACAGAGUCUUAUGCAGCCACAAACACCACAAAAUAUGAUGUCUCCGAUGGUACAACCUGCGAGUCAAAUAGCACCUCCUUCGAUUGGUCCCUCGACACCAGGGCCAAUGACUCCAAUGACACCUGCUUCUGCAGAUCCUGGAAUAUUACCUCAACUGCAAAAUAUUGUGUCAACGGUGAACCUAAAUUGUAAACUGGAGUUGAAAAAAAUAGCACUGCAUGCUAGGAAUGCUGAAUACAAUCCAAAACGGUUUGCAGCUGUAAUCAUGCGAAUUCGAGAACCAAGGACAACAGCUUUAAUAUUUAGUAGUGGAAAAAUGGUAUGCACAGGAGCUAAAAGUGAAGAGGACUCACGAUUAGCUGCCAGAAAAUAUGCUCGCAUUAUACAGAAGUUAGGAUUUCCAGCAAAGUUCUUAGAUUUCAAAAUACAAAACAUGGUUGGCAGCUGUGAUGUCAAAUUUCCAAUCAGAUUGGAAGGUCUAGUAUUAACACACGGUCAGUUCUCUUCGUAUGAACCAGAGCUUUUCCCUGGAUUGAUUUACCGGAUGGUAAAACCUCGUAUUGUGUUGCUCAUAUUCGUCUCUGGUAAAGUUGUAUUGACUGGUGCAAAAGUACGGCAAGAAAUCUAUGAAGCUUUUGACAACAUUUAUCCGAUUCUCAAGAGUUUCAAGAAGCAGUAAUUAAAGUGGGGUGAUAUUUUUUAUACUCGGUAAAUUGAACAGCAGUGCUUUAGUUUUUCUAUAGUGAAAUAAGUAUUGAUAACUGAUGUACAAAACUGCGCUGUACUUGUUCUUUGGUGGGAAAUAUUCUGAAGAUAUAGCAGUUGCUUAUGUUACCAAUCUACCUUCAACUGCAGAAUGUCAUCUUUGUUUUGUGAGCACACUUAUUUAUUAUUACAUACAAGCUUACAAAAUAUCGUAUACAACAAACACGUUAUUUUUAUAAACGAUACUUAAUUAGUUACUGUUUGCGGUUUGCGCAUUAGAGCAAAAGCUACAUUUUUGUUCUAGACACAAAGAAAUAAAUUGCAGCAUAUGAUGUA